This is a messenger RNA of Hymenoscyphus albidus, 2225 nucleotides long. Lineage: Eukaryota; Fungi; Ascomycota; Leotiomycetes; Helotiales; Helotiaceae. The record is from the annotation of a GenBank genome assembly.
CGACAAACUACCAACAAGGCUAAGUACUUGGUAACUCUAACUUAUUCUAGGACGAACCAAGAAAGACAAGCAGAGGAAACCUCGGAUAUUUCUGUCGCUACUAAACGGCUCACGCCAUCACCAACACCAACUCUCAACUAUCCAUGACUAAAGGACUUCUGUGUCCGAUCCUGCAUCCUCCAUGACCGUUGGCCCCUGAAGCCAGCAUUAGCAUAAGCGGCGCAUCUGCAACAUCCGAACUCUCGAGGCCAGCUAGGCCCAACACCAUUCUUUCACCGCGAACACGAUGAGCGCUCAGGAACCGCCUGUUCCGCCGGCUGUUGCGGAAUCUUUCAAUUUGGGUACGGAGGGGAGGUUAGAUGUGCGGAAUGAACAGCCGCAGCGUAGAUCGAUGUCCUCGACGGCGCGUUCGUCGUUGAAACUGAGGAGUAGAGGGGGGUUUAAGAAGAGUAUGGGUUUGGAGAAUGUGGCGAGGAGGACGUUGGGUAUUUCGCUUUUGCUUGCGACGGUGUUUUUGUGGACUAGUUCGAAUUUUCUGGCUUCUGUAAGUCCAAGUCCUUUUCCAGUUCCGAGGGAUGGGGAGGGAAUGGGGAUGGUGGGUACAUCGGAUGUGAAUGAAUGAAUACUGAUGAAAGGCAUAUGCAUAGUACAUUUUCGCGGAUGAUUCGUAUUCUAAACCGUUUUUUGUCACGUACAUAAAUACCUCUUUCUUUGCCAUAUCUCUGGUCCCGAUUAUGUGGCGGAUAAUACGGCGAGAUGGGAUGGCGCACUUGAAGUCCUCGACGAUUGACUACUGGCAUGGAAGAGGGGGGCAUGCAUACGAAGGGGUAGCAACCAAGACCGGGAAUGGGGAUGAGGAAGCAGAAGAUCCCAUGUCCGCCUCGGAAACUCGACUACUAGUCGACUCAGAAGACGCCAAUGGACCAGCUUUAAGCAUGUCCGGAGAUCCUAUACCACCAGAAGAGGCACAACUAAACGUCCCCGAAACGGCACGACUGAGUUUGGAAUUUGCUUUCCUCUGGUUCAUAGCAAAUUACCUUGUCGCAGCAUGUCUAGAAUACACCAGCGUAGCCUCCUCCACAAUCCUCAACUCUAUGAGCAGCAUCUGGACGCUCAUCUUCGGCGCCAUGUUCCGCGUCGAAGCAUUCUCCUACAAGAAACUGAUAGGGGUUCUCGCCUCCCUUACAGGAAUCAUACUAAUCUCCUCCGUGGACCUAAGCGGGGAAAACAACGACGAGAACCGCGGGAAUUUCCCACAUAAAACCAAGAACCAGAUCGCAAUUGGGGAUGCGAUGGCAUUUGGGAGCGCGAUCAUGUAUGGUGUUUAUGCGAUUGUCAUGAAGAAACGAAUUGGCAAUGAGGAUCGAGUCAACAUGCCUCUAUUUUUUGGACUGGUGGGCUUAUUUAAUUGCUUGCUGCUUUGGCCGGGAUUCUUUAUCCUGCAUUUUACUGGCGUGGAGGAGUGGGAGAUGCCACCUACGGGGAAGAUCUGGCUUGUUGUUUUGGUAAUUUCUCCCUCUCAUACCCCUACCAUUUUCUUCAUACCCUCACCUAUUUCCCUCAUACCACCCCCCCAACAAUCCAAAAACUCCUCAAAAGACUAACCCGAUUCCAAGGCCAACUCCCUCUCCUCCUUCGUCAGCGACUACUGCUGGGCCUACGCGAUGCUCCUCACCACCCCCCUCGUCGUCGCGGUCGGUCUCUCAAUGACCAUCCCGCUCUCCCUCAUCGGACAGAUGAUCCUUAGUAAACAGUAUUCGAGCGCCCUCUACUGGGUCGGGGCCGGCAUCGUGCUGCUUAGUUUCUUGUUUGUGAACCAUGAGAGUAAGGAUGAGGAGGAGGAGGGGGCGGGAGCGGGGAGAACUAGAGAUGCUGGGGAGGGUGUGUGAUUUUUGCGUCUGAUAGAGGGAAGAUAGGUAUAGGUAGAUGGGGAGAGGGGGGAAGGGGACAGGGGAAGGAGGGGAGGUUAGAAAGAAAGAAAGUUGACGAUGAUUGGUAUAAAUCCAUGCAUUUUUGGGAUUUCAAGGGACUUAAUCUUUUUCGGGAGCUUUGUUUGUUGUAUAGAUUGGAUGGCGUAUGGGUUUUAUGGCAUGACAUGGGAUGCAAUGGAUGGCCCUAGGAGUUUUUUUUGUUUUGUGGCAAAAAUCAAAUUCCUUCUACUGCUUGCUACUUUUGUCGUGGAAACUUGAUGGGUUUUGUUGGUUGUGAUGAGUGAUUAGAGUGAC